CGAGUGCCGAUAUGCGAGUACAAUCCAGCGAUUAAUUACGUUUCCUUACGUCCAAAAUGAGUAACGUAGUGUAACAAGUUACGCGAAAAUGAGUAAUGAGUAACGCAGAAUGAGUACAUCAAAUGUGUAGCGAGUAAAAAUCCAGCGAAUGCCACAAACAGCGAGUUGGACAAAAAUUAAAUUACUUGAAUUUAAAUUAUUUUAAGACAAAGAUUAAAAUUAAUAUCAUGACUGAGCCGCAACCACCGAAGACCAAAAGGCAUUUAUUUCCUGUGCCACUUGACUUGCAUUGCUUUAAUGAGCCAUUCAAUCAGCCUUUUCCAAUAAUGACCCGGCCAAAAUGUACUGGAUUCUUCUCCAUUAACGGGAAACGAGAGUAUCAGGAUAAUGCUGAGAAUUUGGGAUAUUUGCACAUGCCGAAAAACCUGCCCCUGGAUCUGAAUGCCGGCGUAGACACUGUGAUACGGAAGCAGGGAGAUCCCCCCUACCAUGACAUGCAUAUGAUGUGUAGAUAUAUUUACAAUCAUCAGGGUGAAGUCCUCAAACCAUUCGGUGGCGGUAAGACGGGGGCUCGAUGCUUGGAUGCCGAUUUUGUGACACUCCGAGGAGCGCUUCGUUUCAUUAUGUGCAUGCCCUAUGAAGACGCUAAGGAUUUCCGUUUGCAUGCCGUUCGCAUGAACAACAAUAUUUACAUGGUCAAAGUGGAGACGGAACAACAGAAGCUAGAGCGUGAGGGGAUGAGUGCUACUAAUCUGAAAAUGUGCUCGUGGGGCUUCAAGUUCGAACAGUAUUUGACUUCAUCGAAGCCCACAGAGAAACCCAAAACCGAUGUUCCUGUCAAUGAGUGUGAGGAAUUUAUAAGUAUGUUUAAGUGCAAAUUCGCUGGUUCGACUUUGCUCUAUGGAGCCGAAAUGGAUUGCAUUGAAACUUCACAAGAAGUCAAUUUAAACGAUGCAAAAGUCUUGCGUUCUUUGAAAUUUGUUGAACUCAAAACCAGUUUUCAGAGAAUGAGUCCUCGUCAAAAGAGUAACUUUGAGCUCUACAAAUCAUCGGUAUGGUGGAGUCAAUCAUUCCUGGUGGGCAUCUCAACGAUAUACUCUGGCCUGCGUGAUCAAUAUGGUUUUGUGCAAGAUAUAAAAGCAUACAACGUCAGAGAUCUCGCCCGUAAUAAGCCUUGGAGUCCAAAUGCCAUGGGCGUUUUUCUAAAAGAAUUUCUACAUCAACUGAAACGUGUGUUGGAAGACAUCGAUGAUUCUUAUACUAUUGUUCAAAUUGAUUACAAUCCAAGUGAGAAGAAAGUUUUCUAUACGAAAAUACAAAAUGAUGAUCGGGUUAAUCAAAUUCUUCCCGAUUGGUAUCGACUUCUCCUUAGCGAUAUGCCAAAAAAAAAAAUUAAACAUUAAUUACAUUAUUUUCUGUGAUACACAAAUUACAUAGUACAAAUGACACACAUACACAUAAGAGUAUAUUAAGAGAGAGCUGUUGGAAGAAGGUUGAGUCGAGUUCACUAUAUAAAUUGCAUUUAAACCCCGGUAAACACUCGCCUCAAGGGCCACAUCAGUUCUUAGUUUUAACCGCUAUGCUUGCAUCUCUGUUUUAAUAUAUACAUAUUUAGAUGUACAUACACAUAUACACAAUUGAAAUGAGAAGACUAAACACGUUAUACGUAAAUAGAUUUAUAAAAUUUAAA
Molecule: messenger RNA, 1690 nt
Organism: Drosophila willistoni
Lineage: Eukaryota; Metazoa; Arthropoda; Insecta; Diptera; Drosophilidae
Gene: Rai1
Product: decapping nuclease DXO homolog
Exons: 2
Coding region: 228-1403 (391 amino acids)
Biological process (GO): nuclear-transcribed mRNA catabolic process; NAD-cap decapping
Cellular component (GO): cytosol; nucleus
Molecular function (GO): mRNA 5'-diphosphatase activity
Source: RefSeq, a predicted model, not a curated record